This is a messenger RNA of Paramisgurnus dabryanus, 2337 nucleotides long. RefSeq names its product vesicle-associated membrane protein 5 (gene vamp5). Gene Ontology annotation, biological process: Golgi to plasma membrane protein transport. Gene Ontology annotation, cellular component: plasma membrane. Lineage: Eukaryota; Metazoa; Chordata; Actinopteri; Cypriniformes; Cobitidae. The record is from RefSeq and is a predicted model, not a curated record.
UACCCACCCAAGCUAAAAUAGGGACGGCCUUCUUUACAACAACAGUGUGCAUAACGAACAAACAACAGUGUGAAAGAUUAAAGUUUUCGGGAAAGUUUGUAGGAAUCGAUCCUACGUCGGCAGUUGGUUUCUUUAUCAGAUGCAGUUUACUCGGUGACUAUAUUUGGUGUAUAAACGUGACAGAUUUAUAACAUGGAGAAUGGGCAAAACCGACUCCGUAAGGCUCAGGAGGAUGUGGAUGAAGUGAAGGUCAUCAUGCUGGACAACCUAAACAAGGCAGAUGAGCGAUCAGCGAAACUUGGGGAGUUGGAGGACAGAGCUGAUGAACUACGGCAAAAGGGAGAAGCCUUCUCAAAAACCUCAGCUAAGGUGAAACAAAAGAAGCGCUGGGAGAAUAAUAAGCUUAAAGUGAUAAUGGCAGCAGUAAUAGCUGGAGUGGUCAUCCUCAUAAUUGUGAUUAUAAUUAUGUAUACGAUUCCAGGUAGUGAAACUGCUACCUCAAGUAGUAAAAUAGCUGAAACUCCACUGCCAGAAACUGAAAAUGAAUCAGGAUGAGGUCAUCCUUAUAAAGGUAUCGGAUAAAAAAUGUAAAAUAUACAAUUUAAAUAUGUGGUUCUACUUAAUAUCAGUUUGCUAAUAAUGUGGUGGGUCAUACAAAAAUGGUACCAUGGCAUCAACUUAAUUUUUGCUUUUAUCUUCAUUUUUACAAUGGUAACAGUUAUCAUGUGCACUUGUUGGACUAAACUGAUUAAUCACUUAAAAAAACAUGGACGGGUGAGAUAAUCUCAAGACAACUUUUGUGUCAAGCUUUACUUUCUAUUAGUCAUGGUGGAAUAGAAAGUUUCUUGUUACUUGGGUGGGUCUACAGAAAUGUAUAUUAUUGCCAAUGUUUUCAGCAUGAACUUGUACAUUUAAAUGUGUUUCAAAAUGUAAUGUGAAAGAUUUUGACAUGUUAAAGGGAUUAUUAACCCCCCAAAAAUCUCUUAACCUUGUUUUUCUUUUACUCCAAACCCAUAUCAAGUAUUUGCAUAAAACACAAGUAUUGGAUAGAAUGUACAGUCAGUCACCAUUUACUUUCUUUGAAUGGAAGAAGGUGACGAAUGAAAGUGGUUAUUUACUUUUACAUUUAUACAUCUUAUUUAGUUCCAUGAAAGAGAGUUGCAGAUAUUAAACAGCAUGAGUUUGAGUAAAAUAUUUUUCAUGUUUGAGUAAAAUGUUAUUAAAUGUAGUAAAAAUUAAAAAUGUCCUGGUAUAUAAUUUUUAGAUUUCUAAUAGCAUUGGAUAGUGCCUCAUUUUUAACUCUAAAAGACAUUUUUUAAAGCGGAUCCAGCAUCAAAAACGAAUCCAUAUGGUUAUUACAUGUCUUACAAGGCAAAGCAAUGAGCUUUUGUAGGAAAACAUUUAUAUUUCAAACUUUAUAAACUACAGCCUGUUCUCAAGAUAGUUGAGGUCAGACAAACACAUUGCUUCACUUCAGAAUAAUCAUAUGGAUUAGUUUCUAUGGGUGGAUGCGCUUUUGGAGCUUUAGAAAUGGGGCACUAUCCAAUGCCAUUAUAUAAAGCUGAAAAGGAUUUUUUUUAAUUUUACUGAAUAUAAGGUCAUAUACACCUAUGAUUGCAUGAGGAGCGUGAAUAGCAUGAGUUGUUCAAACCCCGAUUGCUUUCUUUUUUUAUCUGAACCAAAACUGAUUUGUUUAAAGGUUUUCUGUUAAAAUGGGAGUGUAUUGUGGCUCUUCUCAAGUUCAAAAGGACGCAAAACAAUAAUUUUAAAUUUAUGCAACUUGUGCCAUAGAUAUCAGGUUUCCAAAAGCACACAAAUGGGUUUGGUAAAAAACAAAAAAAUAUAUUAAUUAUAAAAUAUGUAAUUCAUUAUUUGAAAUUAUGAAACUCUACACCUGUUUCUCUUAGUUUGAAUUUUUCUGUACCUGCAUUUUAGGAUGUUUUAGGCAUAGGACAUUAUAUUAUAUAUACCCAUGUAUUCUUAACGUAAAAGCAUUUCAAUACUGCAGUUGUAACUUGAGAGAGAUAUCAAACUUUUGCUGCUAAAAUCAGCUCGAUUUCUUUUUGUAUGUGUGUGUAUGUUGCUUAUGUAAAUACAAUUGUCUAAAAAAAUCAUUUUUGUAAUGUAUAUUUAUUUAGACAUUUAUUGCAUUUCACUGUUUGUUGUCUUUUGUAAUGGAGCUUUUGUAAUGUCAAAGGGUGAGAGUAUAUCUGAAUUGGCAUGCAGUCAAACUAAGGAAGCAUCAACUGGUGCUGAGAUAAGAGGUGAGCUUUACAAAGUGUGUAAUUGUGAGUAUGUUGUAUUUGUAAAUUUAAUGCAAACAAGCAUUGGGGGUGG